Solea solea (common sole) is the source of this 5197-nucleotide messenger RNA. RefSeq names its product nucleus accumbens-associated protein 2. The transcript has 7 exons. The record is from RefSeq and is a predicted model, not a curated record. The coding region runs from base 977 to 2770 and encodes 597 amino acids. Gene Ontology annotation, molecular function: RNA polymerase II cis-regulatory region sequence-specific DNA binding; DNA-binding transcription factor activity, RNA polymerase II-specific; protein binding. Gene Ontology annotation, biological process: regulation of transcription by RNA polymerase II. NCBI's taxonomy places the organism in Eukaryota, Metazoa, Chordata, Actinopteri, Pleuronectiformes, Soleidae.
CUAAUUAAUUAAUGGCGACUAUGACCUCUGUAAGUUGCUCUCAUUUCUCUAUUGUCUUAGUCAUGCUGCUCUUUGUGUGCGACCGUAUAGGCAACUGUGUCCAGGGGCAAGUGGCAGAAGUUGCUUCAACCUAAUUGUCUUUCUCAGCUCGUACUGUCCUCAAAUGACUUUCUCUCUGUCUCAACUCUCCCCUCCCUCCCUUGCUCUGUAGCUCUGCCCAGUCUCUGUCUCCGUCUGUAACUGUAGCCUGUGUUUUUCUCUCCCUCCCACUCCCUGCGACGUAUAGAUACUGCAUUGAUCAGACACACGCACGCAGACACAUGCACACACACGCACACACUGAGCCUCCCACUCCUUUUAUCAUUGAUUCGCUCUGCUCUCUCUUUCUCUCCCCUCUCAUUCUCUUUAUCCCUCUCUCGCUCUCUCGCUCUCUCUCUCUCUCUCUCUGUGUGUCUCUCACUCGCACUCUUCCUUGCUCUCUCUUUCCCUCUUUCUCUACAGUGGCACUUGUUGAAUUCAACCCUUGGAGAAUAGAGAGAGGGGAGAGAAACAGAGGGAGAGAUAAUGACAGGGAGGUAGAGGGAGGCUUUUGAGAACAGAGACAGUGAGCAGAGAGAAUGGGGAUUUGGAGGGUAGACCGAUAGAGGAAAGGCUGGGUGAGGAGAGACACAGAAAAGUCAGUCAGACAGCGGAGAGAAUCAUCUCUGAAGCAGCGGGGAUGACAUUUUAAGUGAAAGAGAGCGUCGGCCAGACGGAGCACAUCAGAGUGCUCCCCCUCCAUCUCUAACUGCACUUCGGCUGUCCUGCUCCUGACUGCUGCUGCUGGUGUGUUUGUGCGUUUCAAGGCUCCAUGGUGCUUCUUAACCCGAGGACUGUCUCACACAGGUCAGAACUGUCUGGCAAAACAAUGCCUCUCUCAGCGGCAGAGUCUGCAUUGAAUAUCUGAAGCCUCAUCUUCCUCUUUCUCUCGGCCAACAUGUCCCAGCUGCUCCAUGUGGAGAUACCGAACUUUGGAGCCACAGUUCUGGGCUCCCUUAAUGAGCAGCGCCUGCUGGGACAUUACUGCGAUGUAUCCAUUGUGGUCAAAGGUCAGGCAUUCAAAGCCCACCGGGCCGUCUUGGCUGCCAGCAGCCUUUACUUUCGUGACCUCUUCAGCAGCUCCACCAAGACAGAGUUUGAGUUGCCCUCCUCAGUCACACCUGCUUGCUUUGAGCAGAUCCUCAGUUUCUGCUAUACAGGGAAGCUAACAAUGGCAGCUAGCGAACAGCUGGUGGUCAUGUACACAGCUGGCUACCUCCAAAUUCAGCAUAUAGUUGAAAGAGGCAUGGACCUAAUGUUCAAAGCCAACUCACCUCACUGUGACUCACAAACAGCAGGGUCUUUAGAGGAAACAGGAUCCGAACCGCAGAGUCCUUCCAAUAACGGUAAUGGCCUCGCAGUGGCCGCCCUUCUGGGAACCCAAGGCUGGUCUCCAUCUCUACUCCUGCCACAACGCAAGAUUAAACUUGAAGGGGGUGAACCAACACCCUUGACGAUACCCUCGACACAAAGCAAGUUUUCAUCUUCGGAAUUGGGUAGUCGGCUGGCCAGGGCCAGUUCACUGUUCUACGCGACGGCUGGAGGGACCCCAGUUCCUGGUCUGCCUCCUUACCACCUUCAAGGGCCUGUCGGAGGUGGAGCAGGAGGAGCAGGAGUGGAAAGGUCCAGUCCUGGAGCAUCCAGCCUGCCCACCACUGACAGCCCGACAUCCUACCAGAAUGAGGAUGAGGAGUUUGAGGAAGAGCCAUAUGAUGGGAUCACAGAGGAUGCCUAUAGUCAUCUCUAUGGGCGUGCAGCUAACCACUAUGGGAUCCAGGACAAAACCGAUAUGGCAGCGUUGCCCUUGGCCUUGGAGAACCGCAACUGUGUGCUGAUCCGCCGGGACCUGGUGGCACUGCCUGCAAGCCUCAUCAGCCAGAUAGGCUACCGCUGCCACCCUAAGCUCUACACAGAGGGAGACCCCGGAGAGAAGCUGGAACUCGUAGCCGGUACACAGGUAUUCAUGACUCGAGGCCAGUUGAUGAACUGCCAUCUAUGUGCCGGUAUCAAACACAAAGUGUUGCUCCGCCGUCUGCUAGCUACAUUCUUUGAUAGAAACACUUUAGCCAAUAGCUGUGGGACAGGUAUCCGGUCCUCUACUAGUGACCCCAGUCGGAAACCCCUGGACAGCAGGGUCCUCAACGCUGUAAAACUCUACUGUCAAAAUUUCAACCCUAACUUCAAGGAGAGUGAAAUGAAUGUGAUUGCCGCCGACAUGUGCACAAAUGCAAGGCGUGUCCGCAAGCGAUGGUUACCCAAGAUCAAAUCCAUGCUGCCUGACGGCAUGGAGGUGUACCGCGCAGGAAUGGGCAUGGGUGCUGCUGUGGGUCUGGGCCUGGCACUGGGAGCCCCUCAAGCAGGGGUACCCCUCCCCUUCGAGCCAGACUUCAAGACCCUGGAGCAAAGGUUGUAUCCAGAUCGCAAAGAUCCUCUCAGGACUCGAGCACCGCUGACAGAGGGCAGUCCCGGCUCUGGGGCGGCUGGAGCAGAGGCUGAAGGCGAAGGUGAAGGAGUCAUACAGGAAGAGCAGGAGGAAGAUGAGGAUGAAGCUGGGCUAGAAGGUGUAGAAGGAUCACUGGGGGCACCGGCUUUGAUUCCAGGUGCUGAGGUGGGCAACUGUGGUGACACGCACAUGUCACACGAGCAACAAGUGGAGAGUUUUGAUCAAGGUCUGAGGGUGACUGGACAGUGAAUGCCUCUCACACAGUAAAAUCUAACACCACAUUUUCUUUGGCAUGCAUCUCCUCCAGCACUCUUUCUUCUCGUCUGUGCUUCCUCAUCAGGAAAUAUCGGCACAAAACGCUGCGCUCAAAGAUUUCACUAACAAAAGAUUCGUCACACAUGCAUGUGCAUUUGUGUGCUUGUGUACACACAUACUUACUGAUGGGGGAAGUGGACACAGGCAUGGCGUUAGCACACGGAGGCAUUCACUGAUUUCCACCGUUUUCUUUCGUGAACGCAAAUGUGUGCACUCGGUAUUUUAGCUCUCGUGGCAACAUAAGCAAGGCCUGACUUCAGUGCAACAGAGAAGCAUCAGACGUGUGCUGCCAGUGCAUAGAAUGUAAUAUAAUGGCAUGUAAAACAAUUCACUUUUCCUUUGAAGUUGCGUUUGCAAAACUUGGAGGGGAGGGGGGGGAUACAAAUUGGACAAAACACAGCUUUCAUAAAAAGUGAAGGUCAACUACUGUAUUCACACACAAAUAAAAUGAGCAUUUUUGUUUCCUGAUGAAUCAGGACACCCGUUCAUGAUGAAGACGAGAAAAGAUUUUCUGGGAAGCCUAAAGACUUCACCAAAAUCUAACAAAUAGUCUGUCACAUGGACUUGUUUUCUCAUGCAUACUUUCCCAUGACACAUUGGAUUAGAUUGUCAAUGUGAUGCCUGUGUCUGCUCCAGAAGGCCCCUCCCAGUCACACACGAACACACAUGUCCUCACAUUUCUUACCUUAUGAUACCAGUCUCUCGGAAAAAAGAAAAGAAAGUGACACUUGUGUUAACGUCAACGACUCCUUUUCUCGAUGACCCGUUCCCGUCUUACCGUCACAGUGAGAGACACGGACAAGAACAAGCACUAACAUCCAAGCUUGCAUGCAUAAAAACAAACAGUGGAUACAGAAAACAGCGACAAAAGCAACAAGCCUGCAUCCUGAUAAAUAAGAAUACAGCUAGUGUUGCCUCAAGAUCUACCAUUAAUGCGCAAAAAGAACUGUCUUUUCAUCCCUCUCAUGGACAUUGUUCACAGACCUCAGUCUGACACAUGUUAGAACUGACAUGGGUGUUUCCCAGAAUUGACUGUGUUUUUUUUCUUUUUUCAUGCAACUACAGAGUGUCCUGUCACAGCAGGAAGAGGAGACUAUAUUAUAUGGGAUAGUAAGAGAAGUUCACUAUAACAAUGUAGUAGAAGAAAAGAUGCCAGAGAGAAGCGCUGUUUUAACAUUGAUGUGGUGGUGUGAUUGGCACCAAUACUACAUAGUCCUGCUUCCAUCCUGUUUGUUUUUUUUCUUUUGGGAGGGCGGGGUUUGUUGGGGGGUAAAUUAUUGAAUAAAAUGUAUACGAGCAAUUUUUGCUGGCUAACUGCAUUUGCACAAAAAAAAAAGUUUAAAGGUGGGUGACAAAGGAGUUUGGCAAAAUAUGAUUGUACUAAAGGACGAAAUUUUCCUCCACAUCUCCCCGAUUAUUUAUUUAAUUUGGAUAUUUUGGGUUUGGUAAGAAAGAAAUGUUUUUUUUUUUCUGACAACGACUGUUUCUAAAAAAAGAUUCGGAUGGGAAUGCCAUGAAGCGAACUGCAACUUAAGCCUGAAUUUUUUUCACAGCUAUUUUCUUUUUUUUUAUACAUAUAUACAUAUAUACACACAUAUAUUUUUAUGCUUUCUGCCACGCGCAAUGACACAGUCCAAACAUCAGUUUUUCUUUCCCCCCUUUGUUGUUUGGUGAAAGUGAUUUUAAGUGCUAUACUGUUGUGUAUCUUUUCUUCGGAUUACUGGAUUUUCUGCUCGGCGGAACAAGAUCAUUUAUCAAAUCUAGACAACACCACCCCCCUAAAUUUAUUUUAAAUCAUCGCCAAUGUUUUAGAAAGUACAACAGAUUAUGAAGUGGUUGAAAAACGGUACUACUCAGCUCUUUUCCCCCCACAGAAUCUCAUAAUACUAUGUGAACAACUGAGCAGAAAGUACAGUAUAUGCCCUUAAUAUACAGUAUUUGAUCUAGAUCUCACUUCAAAGGUUGGGCCAGGUUAUUCUCUGUCUGUGCUCUGCAUAUCUUUGGGGGAAAGCUUUACGAUGACCCUGCACAAGAAACACAGGGUUAAAAAAUUGCACUAGGUAAUAAUGAUGACGUUUACAGGUUUCCUGUUUUGUUUUGUUUUUGUUUUUUGUUUUUGGAAGAAAUGUGAUCUGCCAUCGAUGAAACAGAGCUGUGACCGAGUGGCUGAUGAUGAUGGAUGAAUGUAAACUGUAGCACUGCUUUAGUGAGGGCUCCAAGCCUUGACUGAAUAUGGUUAAAUACUGAAUCUAAUUUUUUUUCCUUAAUUGUACUCUUGAAAUUGGCCAUAGUAUAAAAUAAUUCUGACUGGUGUGAAGAUGAUGGAGUUUGUGAUUUUUAUUUAAAAAAACAAAACAAAAA